Molecule: messenger RNA, 360 nt
Organism: Trichomonas vaginalis G3
Lineage: Eukaryota; Parabasalia; Trichomonadida; Trichomonadidae
Product: repellent protein 1 family
Exons: 1
Source: RefSeq, a predicted model, not a curated record
GCAGUCUCACCAAGGUUAGGUGUUCCACCAGCUCCUGUCAAAAAUAGCAUUUGGUCAAGUCCUUAUAUAAAAUAUGGUCUCCCACUAGGUUUGCUAGCUACAGCAGGAGCAGUUAUGAUGUUGAAAAGAAAUAAAGCAAAUGUUGUAAAUAAUACUGAAGUAGCUGAAGUUAAACAAACUCCGACACCUUCGCCAAAACCAACAUCAAAACCAACACCUUCACAAACAACACCUUCAAUGACUCCUGAACCUAUGAAAGUACAAACUCCUGUUCAAAAGUCAACUCCAAAACCGACUCCAACAUUUAAACCAGAACCUACUCCUCAAAUAAAUCGUAAAACUCCUGCGUUUCCUUACUGA